Equus quagga is the source of this 1687-nucleotide messenger RNA. It is a transcript of the gene KHK, whose product is annotated as ketohexokinase. The transcript has 9 exons. The record is from RefSeq and is a predicted model, not a curated record. NCBI's taxonomy places the organism in Eukaryota, Metazoa, Chordata, Mammalia, Perissodactyla, Equidae. Gene Ontology annotation, molecular function: ketohexokinase activity. Bases 431 to 1462 code for a protein of 343 amino acids. Gene Ontology annotation, biological process: fructose metabolic process.
GGGCGGGGCAAGGGGCGCCUUUCUAUGGCACUUUCUCUCUGCAUUCAUGAGGUUGCAUAGCCGCUCUUUAGAGAGGUUUGCUUUAGCUCCGAGUCCGUCUGACAAGUGAGGAAACUGAGGCCGAGAAGUAGGAGGCGUUGCCAUCUGCUGAGCCACGCAACCUGCUAAGGGGAGGCCGGGGACCAAGACCUCGGGGUCUGCGCUCCCACGCCCGCUUGGGGCGGUGGGCGUGGGGAGCAAGGGCCUUGCUCCGUUCCCUCCACCCAGCUGCACCCCUUGCCGCUACAGGAGGCUCCCUGGAGGAGGAGCUCCGGACGCGGAGGAGGAGCCAGGGUAGCCCCGGGAGGGGGACACAAUCCUCUCUGAUAAGAGGCAGCGCCCGGGAGGAACCCCGUCCGCCGGUUGGGCAGAACACCCCAGGAGCAGCCUCAUGGAAGAGAAGCAGAUCCUGUGCGUGGGGCUGGUGGUGCUGGACAUCAUCAAUGUGGUGGACAAGUACCCGGAGGAGGACACGGACAGCAGGUGCUUGUCCCAGCGAUGGCAACGUGGAGGCAACGCAUCCAACUCCUGCACUGUUCUCUCCCUGCUUGGAGCCCCCUGUGCAUUCAUGGGCUCACUGGCCCCAGGCCACGUUGCCGAUUUUGUCCUGGAUGACCUCCGCCGCUAUUCCGUGGACCUACGCUACACAGUCUUUCACACCACGGGCUCCGUCCCCAUCUCCACAGUCAUCAUCAACGAGGCCAGUGGUAGCCGCACCAUCCUGCAUGCCUACAGCUUCCUGGUGGCUGACUUCAGGCAGCGGGGUGUGGACGUGUCUCAGGUGGCCUGGCAGAGCAGGGGGGAAACCCCAUGCUCUUGCUGCAUCGUCAACAACUCCACUGGCUCCCGUACCAUUGUGCUCUAUGACACCAACCUGCCAGAUGUGUCUGCUAUGGACUUUGAGAAGGUUGAUCUGACCCGGUUCAAGUGGAUCCACAUUGAGGGCCGGAAUGCGUCGGAGCAGGUGAAGAUGCUGCAGCGGAUAGAACAGCACAAUGCCAGGCAGCCUCCGGAGCAGAAGAUCCAGGUGUCCGUGGAGGUGGAGAAGCCCCGAGAGGAGCUGUUCCAGCUGUUUGGCUACGGAGACGUGGUGUUUGUCAGCAAAGAUGUAGCCAAGCACUUGGGGUUCCGGUCAGCGGUGGAGGCCCUGAGGGGCUUGUACAGUCGUGUGAGGAAAGGGGCAGUGCUUGUAUGUGCCUGGGCUGAGGAGGGCGCCGAUGCCCUGGGCCCUGAUGGACGGCUGCUCCACUCGGAUGCUUUCUCACCACCCCGGGUGGUGGAUACUCUGGGGGCUGGAGACACCUUCAAUGCUUCUGUCAUCUUCAGCCUGUCUCAGGGAAAGAGCAUGCAGGAGGCGCUGAGGUUUGGCUGCCAGGUGGCUGGCAAGAAGUGCGGCCUGCAGGGCUUUGAUGGCAUCGUGUGAGCGCCCUGUGGCAGGAGGCACCAGCUCACCACCACCCCCAUUGGAGGCUGGCAUCCCUGGCUGCCAUUGCCUUCUCCCCUCUGUCCAGCCUGGCAUCCGGGCUGCCCUGCUCCCUGGGCCGAUGCAGGCUGUGGGAGGGCUCUGCCUGUGUCCUGGCGUCUCAUACUGCAGAGCCGCAGAGCAAAUAAAUCUCCUUCCCCGAGCCAGCUUCCUCUGGCAGUCCAU